This is a messenger RNA of Gadus chalcogrammus (walleye pollock), 1851 nucleotides long. RefSeq names its product zinc finger protein 239-like. The transcript has 2 exons. The record is from RefSeq and is a predicted model, not a curated record. NCBI's taxonomy places the organism in Eukaryota, Metazoa, Chordata, Actinopteri, Gadiformes, Gadidae. Gene Ontology annotation, biological process: regulation of transcription by RNA polymerase II. Gene Ontology annotation, molecular function: DNA-binding transcription factor activity; RNA polymerase II cis-regulatory region sequence-specific DNA binding. The coding region runs from base 976 to 1788 and encodes 270 amino acids.
CGGGGGCGAAAAUUGUACCGGCCUACGUCAUCGUUUGUUUACAUCCUGACAACCUGCCCGGCAACAGACGACGCGAUGCAGAAAACAUGUUUCCAAACGACGAAAUAACAUAAUACAGAUAGCGGAUCGCUAUCUGUAUUAUGAUAGAUAGCGAUAACACUUGUUUUUACUUUAUAUUUGUAUUGUAUUUAAUUGUUUAAUCGAAACAGUAAAAAAAAUUGCCCGCGAAACGGGCGAUCGCGUCAAAUGACAAAUGUUUUGCCCGCGAAACGGGCGAUCGCGUCAAAUGACGUAGGAGGGUUCUUGAAACAUAAUACAGAUAACGGAUCGCUAGAAAACACUUGUUUUUACUUUAUAUUUGUAUUGUAUUGAAUUGUUUAAUCGAAUUUAGCUAGUAAACUGAGUGUUUUAAGCAGGUUUCAUAGUCUAGAAUGCUCAAGAACCUUCCUACGUGAUUUGACGCGUCAUUUGACGCGAUCGCCCGUUUCGCGGGCAAUUUUCUUUAUUGUUUCGAUUAAACAAUUAAAUACAAUACAAAUAUAAAGUAAAAACAAGUGUUAUCGCUAUCUAUCAUAAUUCAGAUAGCGAUCCGCUAUCUGUAUUAUGUUAUUUCGUCGUUUGGAAACAUGUUUUCUGCAUCGCGUCGUCUGUUGCAGGGCAGGUUGUCAGGUUGUCAGGAUGUAAACAAACGAUGACGUAGGCCGGUACAAUUUCCGCCCCCGGUACAAUUUUAACGUGACAGAGGCAUGCCCGCCGUAGGUUGGUAAUACACAUUGCAUCUAUGCAAGAAAACAACCUUGAUCAACUGAGAAUGUACUUGAUUCUGCCUUCUCAGCAGGAGCCAUCCAUCUUGACCAUCCAAAGGGCGACAAGGAAAAUGCAUAAUCAACAAAUAGAAAAGAAAAUGACAUCAGAGACUGCAGCACGCAGCGCAGCGCCACCUCGGAGAGUCUGCGUGUGGACGCCCCUGGCUCCAUGCACAGCGGGGAGCUGCGCAUCCUGAGCUUCUACGGACAAGGGGAGGGCCCUCUGGCGGUUGACGGCCAUGACACCCUCUUUGCCGCGUCAGAUGCGGAGGCCUUGAGCUCGCUGUCAGCUGACCACAGCGUGGCCAAGAGCCUGAACUGCAGUGUGCGGCUCUUCCGCCUUGAGGAGCUGACUGGGCAUCAGGGCUGCAGCAAGGGCCGGCCCGGUGUCUUGUGUGGAAAGGUUAUUCCCUACAAUGCCAAUAUGAUCGUCCACAUGAGGACUCCCUCCGGCGAGAAGCCCUACAGGUGUGACCAAUGCCCGAAGCGCUUCAGUCAGAAUAACAUCCUGAAGAACCACAUGAGGACUCACUCCGGGGAGAAGCCCUACCAGUGUGACCAAUGCACGAAGUGCUUCAGUCUGAAAGGCAACCUGAAGAUCCACAUGAGGACUCAUUCCGGCGAGAAGCCCUACAAGUGUGACCAAUGCACGAUGCGCUUUAGUCAGAAUAACAUCCUCAAGGACCACAUGACGACUCACUCCGGGGAGAAGCCCUACAAGUGUGACCAAUGCACAAAGUGCUUCAGUCUGAAAGGCAACCUGAAGAUCCACAUGAGGACUCAUUCCGGCGAGAAGCCCUACAAGUGUGACCAAUGCACGAUGCGCUUCAGUCAGAAUAACAUCCUCAAGAACCACAUGACGACUCACUCUGGGGAGAAGCCCUGCGUGUGUCUGCACUGCAACGCCAGCUACAGCGACCCAAGCAAUUUUCGUUUGCACAUGCUCAAGCACACUUUGGCACGGGGUAACGGGACGCUUUGAUUGAGACCUCUGUCCUGUAUUGGUUGAAAUUACUGGUUUUAGUUUUUCUCUUCAUCACGAUUA